AUGCUAUGCACUGGUGACUCUAAGGGCCUAGUUGGGAUAGAUUCACGCAUUGAACGACUCAAAACACUUUUAUGCAUUAGAUCAUCUGAAGCUCGCAUAAUCAGAAUAUGGGGCGUGGGUGGUAUAGGUAAGACAACCAUUGCUGAAGCUGUUUUCAACAGUAUUUCAAGUCAAUAUGAAAGCUGCUGUUUUAUUACCAAUGUAAGAGAGAAAUCGGAAGAAUGUGGUGGCUUGAUUCGCUUGCGAGAGGAAUUCCUUUCCAGAGCAUUAGAACAGGAAAAUCUCCGUAUUGACACUCCACGCAUGGGAUCCACUUUAAUCAAGGAAAGGAUCCGGCACAAAAAAGUCUUAACUGUUCUAGAUGAUGUGAAUGAUGUAGAACAAGUGGAAUGUUUAAUUGAAAGGCAUGAUAUGUUUGGUCCAGGAAGUAGAAUUCUUGUAACGUCCAGAGAUAGACAAGUGCUUAAGAAUGUGGCCGAUGAAAUAUAUGAGGUCGAGGAAUUAAAUUGCAGUGAAGCUCGUCAACUCUUCAGUUUGUCUGUCUUCAAAGGAAACCACAUUCCAAAAGAUUAUAUGGGCCUAUCAAUCAGGGCAGUAAAUUAUGCUAAAGGAAACCCAUUGGCUCUUAAAGUUUUGGGUUCCUUUCUAUUUGACCUAAGGAAAGAGGACUGGGAAAAUGCAUUGAAUAAACUUGAAAGAAAUCCUCAGCUGAAAAUUUAUAAUAUGUUGGAAGUAAGUUUUGAUGCAUUUGGUGAUGAAGAGAAGAACAUAUUUCUUGAUAUUGCGUGUUUCUUUAAAGGGAAGCAAAUUGAUUACGUGAAGAGAAUACUGGAUGGUUGUGGUUUCUCAACAAAUAUUGAAAGUUUUUUUUUCUUGCUGAAAGGUGCCUCAUUACUAUUUCAAAUAGAAAGCUUGAAAUGCAUGAUCUGUUGCAAGAAAUGGCUUUUGAAAAUUAAAGGAUUUUAA
Populus nigra (black poplar) is the source of this 966-nucleotide messenger RNA. Its product is annotated as disease resistance protein RUN1-like. The record is from RefSeq and is a predicted model, not a curated record. Lineage: Eukaryota; Viridiplantae; Streptophyta; Magnoliopsida; Malpighiales; Salicaceae. Gene Ontology annotation, biological process: defense response. Gene Ontology annotation, molecular function: ADP binding. Bases 1 to 966 code for a protein of 321 amino acids. The transcript is spliced from 2 exons.